Rosa rugosa (rugosa rose) is the source of this 3204-nucleotide messenger RNA. RefSeq lists its product as uncharacterized. The transcript has a single exon. Bases 125 to 2983 code for a protein of 952 amino acids. The record is from RefSeq and is a predicted model, not a curated record. Lineage: Eukaryota; Viridiplantae; Streptophyta; Magnoliopsida; Rosales; Rosaceae.
UCCAAAACCUGAAAGGGUGGACAUCAUUUCCAGAACCCGAAGACUCUCUUCACUCUCCCCAACUGUAAAUCUCUCAGUUGACUCUCACUGUGUCACCAGUUAGCCGUAAUUCGAUAACUCCGAGAUGGAUCGCCGUCCCCUUCCUCGCCGUCGCCGGCAGUUCUUCGUCGCCGCCGUCAUCAUUUCCAGUCUUCUGCUCGUCUUCCUACCUCAAUCGGCGUCCGGAUCUCCCUCCAGAACUCGCAAACCCACCACCAAGCCCUCAUCGGUCUUCUCUCUCUUCAACCUCAAGCAGAAGUCCCGCUUCUGGAGCGAGUCCGUCAUCCGCAACGACUUCGACGACCUGGAGUCUCCGGCCGCCGCGAAAACCACCUUCGCCAACUUCACCGCCGCAGGUAACGUCGCAAAUUACCUAAAACUCCUUCCGAUUGAGUCUAUGUACCUCCCGGUCCCCGUGAAUUUCAUCUUCGUUGGAUUCGACGGGAACGGGAACCAGGAGUUCAAGCUUCACCCUGAGGAGCUUGAGCGGUGGUUCACGAAAAUUGACCAUGUAUUUGCGCACGCUAGGGUUCCCCAAAUUGGGGAAACCCUAACCCCUUUUUACAAGAUUAGUGUAGAUAAGGAGCAGAGGCAUCAUCUUCCUCUGGUGAGUCACGUGAAUUACAAUCUUUCUGUUCAUGCGAUUCAAAUGGGGGAGAAGGUGACCUCGAUUUUCGAGAAGGCUGUGAGUGUUUUGGCUCGAAAAGAUGAGGUGAGUGGUGAUGGAGAUGUUGCUUUGUGGCAGGUAGAUGUGGAUAUGAUGGAUGUGCUUUUCAGUAGCCUUGUUGGGUAUCUUGAGAUUGGCAAUGCAUAUAACAUUUUCGUGUUGAAUCCUAAGCGUGACUCGAAAAGGGUUAAGUAUGGUUACCGGAGAGGGCUGUCGGAUUCGGAAAUGAGGUAUCUGAAGGCGAAUGCGAGUGUGAUGCAGAGUAAGAUUGUUGAGUCGGCGGGGAGGGUUCCGGAUACUGUGGUUGCGCUUGAUAAGAUUAAGGGUAAGAGGCCUUUGUAUGAGAAGCAUCCGAUGGCAAAGUUUGCGUGGUCUGUGUCGGAAGAUACUGAUACGGUGGAGUGGUACAAUGCGUGUGAACAAGCGCUGGACAAUGUGGAGAAGUUGUAUCAAGGGAAGGAAACUGCGGAUGUAAUUCAGAACAAAGUCGUACAGUUAUUGAAUGGGAAGCAUGAGGAUAUGAAGCUUCUUUACAAUAAGGGAUUGAAAUCUGGAGACUUUAGUGAUCUUCAUGCUGAAUGUCUUACAGAUACAUGGAUUGGAAAGGAGAGGUGGGCAUUUAUUGACUUGAGUGCAGGCCCUUUCUCAUGGGGACCAGCUGUUGGUGGGGAAGGUGUGCGGACAGAACUAAGUAUUCCCAAUGUACAAAAAACAAUUGGUGCAGUUUCAGAAAUUACAGAGGAUGAAGCUGAAGAUCGCUUGCAAGAUGCUAUUCAGGAAAAGUUUGCAGUAUUUGGUGAUAAAGAUCAUCAGGCUAUUGAUAUUCUUCUAGCAGAGAUUGAUAUAUAUGAGCUUUUUGCUUUCAAACAUUGCAAAGGAAGGAAAGUAAAGCUUGCGCUUUGUGAAGAACUUGAUGAGAGAAUGAGGGAUUUGAAGAAUGAGCUCCAAUCAUUUGAAGGUGAAGAAUAUGAUGAUAGUCAUAAGAAAAAGGCUGUAGAUGCAUUAAAGCGAAUGGAGAAUUGGAAUUUGUUUAGUGAUACUCAGGAGGAAUUUCAGAAUUACACAGUUGCACGUGAUACUUUUCUUUCGCAUUUAGGUGCAACAUUGUGGGGGUCUAUGAGACACAUUAUAUCACCUUCCGUAGCAGAUGGUGCAUUCCAUCAUUAUGAUACAAUAUCGUUUCAGUUGUUUUUCAUCACACAGGAGAAAGUUAGACAUAUUAAACAAUUGCCUGUUGAUCUCAAGGCUCUCCAGCACGGACUCUCCUCAUUGUUGUUACCAUCUCAGACACCCGCUUUCAGUCAGCAUAUGCUACCACUUUCUGAGGAUCCUGCUUUGGCAAUGGCCUUUUCGGUGGCACGAAGAGCAGCAGCUGUCCCACUAUUGCUUGUUAAUGGAACUUACAGGAAAACUGUUCGUGCCUAUCUUGAUUCCUCCAUUGUCCAGUAUCAGUUGCAGAGACUGAAUGAUCAAGGCUCUUUAAAAGGGAAGCUUGCCCACAGCCGAUCUACACUGGAAGUUCCAAUCUUUUGGUUCAUCCAUGGUGAACCGUUGUUAGUUGACAAGCAUUAUCAGGCAAAGGCUCUUUCUGAUAUGGUUAUUGUUGUUCAGUCAGAUUCUUCAUCAUGGGAAAGCCACUUGCAGUGUAAUGGGCAGCCACUUUUCUGGGAUUUGAGGAGGCCCAUAAAAGCUGCAUUGGCUGCUGCUUCUGAACAUCUUGCUGGUUUGCUACCCCUUCAUUUAGCUUACAGUCAUGCCCGUGAAACUGCAAUUGAGGACUGGAUGUGGUCAGUUGGGUUUAACCCUCAUUCCAUUACUUCUCAAGGCUGGACCCUUUCACAAUUUCAGUCUGAUACAAUUGCUCGGAGCUAUAUCAUCACAACUCUAGACGAGUCAAUACAGAUUGUCAAUUCAGCCAUUCAUCUUCUAGGCUUGGAGCGUUCAACUGAAAAAACCUUUCAACUUGUUCUGUCCGAAGAGCGGGAUCUACUUAACAAGUACAACUAUGUUGUCAGUCUGUGGAAAAGGAUUUCCACUACUACUGGAGAAUUGCGAUAUGCAGAUGCCAUGAGAAUGCUACAUACCCUAGAGGAUGCAUCAAAACAGUUUGUUGAUCAAGUAAAUGCAACUAUAGCCAAUCUCCACCCAAUCCACUGUACAAAAGAGAGGAGAGUACAUGUGGAGUAUAAUUUGUCUACAAUUCCAGCUUUCUUGGUUGUCCUGGGUGUUCUCUAUCUUGUGUUAAGGCCGAGACGACCAAAGCCAAAAGUUAACUGAAAAUCCUGCAAAGGGUAUUUUAUGGUUCUUUAGGUGAAGUGGUUAGAAGAUAUACACCGUUAAGCUUGUGGUUGUAGCUGUGUUCAAGGCAGUGAAUCUAUACACUUAACAGCAGAGUUUUCUGAAAUGGCCACCAGGAAUACUGGAUAACUUGUUGAGUUGUUAGCCCCUCCGCCCUCUUGUAACUUUUACCAAAUAUGCACUUUUCUUCUCUUGUUUUA